GGGAAACUGAAAGCUAGAGAGAGGGCAGCAAUGGAGGGGGAGAGCAAGAGGAGCGACCUGCGGAGCCUCGUGGAAGCCAUCAAGGCUUCAGAUGAUGUGGAAACUCGAGUUUCACUUAUUAGCCAAAUUGGAGAUUUCAUAUCAAUCUGAGACAUCUGACGUAGUUUUUCUAGUCCAACAUCUUAUGACACUUUGGGUGGAGCCAGCAUGCUUGGAUAUAUCACAGUGCAUACUAAACAAGAAGAUUCUGAAUGUAGCUGCCCAAUAUGUGGAAUCAGUUGAAUCCAAUUGUUUCACCCAAUUUCUCAUACUUGGAACGAAGGCCAGCUCGGGGUGCAGAAAGUACCUCCAGAUGGCGGUUGAGUCAUUUGGAGAAUUGGCAGAGGAACAGCAUUCCAUUAUAUUUUUUCAGAUAAUUUUGGAUUCUUUAAAUUUCUCCUCGGCCUCAAUAGCUAAGUUGACUAGAUCUCCCGUCAUUGGAAAAGAGGUAGACAUGCAUAUUAUUGAAGAUUUCAUUUUGGAGCAGCUGAAUCUUACAAAAAGUUCAAUAUUGGAGAUCCAGAGGUUUCAUUCCAUUGCUUCAGAGGUACUUAAGAUGGUUCAGGUUAUCCUGGAUGCCUUAAUAAAGCUAUGUAGGGCAUAUGCUCAAGCCAGCGACUUGGAUUCUUAUAAAUUGAAUAGAAGAAAUGUGGAUUCUGUUACUAGGAUCGAUUAUGCCCGUCAUUUCAUCAGCAUAACAGCAAGCACCAUAGAGAAUUUAUAUGAACUGGGAACUUUUGCGGCUUCAGGUGGAGGGAGCCUGGUGACCAUACUAAAUUUGUCAUGGAAAGGUGUUGUUUCUCUCUUGCAACUGACUAAAGGUAUUCAAGUUGAGAGGCUGAACGUAGGAGACAUUAUACUAUCCCUGGUAUCACUGGCCACCGAAUCUCUACGGUGUGCUACAGAAUCAUGGUCCUCAUUUCCAAGAGAAACAGUGCCGAUCUCUGAUGCUAAAAGGGCAUUUCUACCAAUUAAGUUUUUUCUGAUAAAUGCUGUCCGCAUAUCAUCUGAUUAUCCACGUGAAGCCAUUGGUAUAUUCAAGGAAAUAACUCAAUGUGUUCUAUCUAUCUCGACUUUGAGCGUCUUAUGGGGCAAUGAAAUGCAUCUCAGAUCUGUGAGUGAGGGAUUGGUAGAACUAGUGGAGCCUACCGCACUUCUACUACUGCAUACUCUACUAAAUUCAGCUGAUGUGAAUUCUGAUGGCAGAUGCCAGAUUUUAGACUGGUUAUUCACGGCCCCAAUGAACUCUGAUUUGAUGUGCCUGGAUAAAGGUUUUGUUCCUGAUAGCAUAUCAAUUUCCCUGGAUGGUAUAUUUACUAUGAGUUGUGAUGCUACACCUACAAGUAACAUGUUACUGCUUGGCCGAGUUGUGGUUUUUCUUAAUCUACUCAAAACUUCUCAGGCCCUCAAAGAGGACAUGGUAGUUUCAAUUUCGUGUAAGCUUGAUUGUCUGCUGGAUAUUCUGAUGCACGAAGACAUCUAUGCUUCUAUUCUUGGUUUAGAGAUACCAAUAUCAUGUGGUUCUAGUUCUCCUGGGGUAGUCUGGCAAAUGAUGUUUUCAUUUACUUUACAUACACUGACAACCUUCAUGUUAGUUGCAACUUCUUCACACCUUGCCUGGACACAGGUAGAAACUUUCCUACUCUGUAAUUUCCUCCAUCCACACUUUCUUUGCCAAGAGCUUGUUAUGGAGCUAUGGUGCUUUUUAAUACGUCAUGCAGAAGUAGAUAUGGUCCAUCAUAUGGUUGACGGAUUAUUUUCAAUGUUGAAGACCAUAGCUUCUUCCGAAUCAUCCCUCACACCCUUUUGCCCUUUGAGAAAGAUGACAAGAUCAAUAUGUAUACUGCUUACUCAUGCGAAACCGACCACCAUAGACCAAGUUUUCAAUUCCAUACUAAGUGAUAAUGAUUUUUAUUUAUCCUCCAUCAUUUCCAUGACAUUAAUCUUGGAGGGCUUCCCACUGCUUUCGUUAUCAGAUAAUGUGAAAAUUAUUGCCAAUCAAAAGGUUCAGUCUGAAUUUUGUGGAUUUCUUGAGAAUUAUUUCAAAGAGCAUGAGACAAAAGAUUGCAUAUCUGGAUUACAUGGUUUGCCUGUGUAUGCCCUGUCAUCUGCAUUGCUGUCUUGCCAGAUCAAGGAAUCUUCUAUCAUUGAUGAAAAACUGGCAUCCCAGAUCCUGAGGUUUGCAAUCUCUCUCCUUCACAGUUACAAACAAGCCACCGACAGUACCAAGGAAAAUCAUGCAAAACUUCUGAGCGCAGCGCUGGAUAUAAUCUCAAACAUGAAACAUGUUUAUGCUCGUAAUGAUAUUGGAGAACUCAUCUUGGAGCUGAAAACCCUGUUUGUUUCAUGUUCUUCCACAGAUUCUAAUGCUUUAUUCUAUCAGGUAAAACCUUCUCUUGCUUCCUUCAUGGCAAAGCUGUGUCACAUGGAACUAGCAGAAGGAGAAGACAGCACUCUUUGUUCAGCAAUAUAUGAUUUGUACCAUCUUUUACUGAGGGACCGACAUUGGGCAUUUAUCCAUCUAGCAAUUGCUGCAUUCGGCUAUUUUGCUGCUCGCACUUCCUGGACUGAACUUUGGCGAUUUGUUCCUCAAGAUGCAGCUCUUUCAUUCGAUGUAAACACUGGUCAUGAAGCCAAUGAGGACAGGUUCAUGUCUGAAUUGAAGGCUUAUCUUGAGAAAGAAGUAGCUUUAUCGGCUGUCAUUCCGUGCAAAGAGCAGCUUAGUUGUCUUGCCAAGGAAGGUAUGAUACUAAAGAAAAACUUCAAGAUAGAUAAUAUCAUUCCUCAAGUUAUUCAGUCCGAAAAAAGAAGAAAGCUUCCAAAUGGAAUUGAUGAAGGUAUGGAAUUGUUGCAGAAUGGUUUGAAGGUCAUGAACAAUGCCAUUGCACAAACCGAAUCAUCGGAACUAAAAAGAGCAUUCUCAUCUCAUAUUUCUCGUCUUGAAGAUGUAAUUUCUCACAUGAUAGAUCUCACUAGCAAGUCCUGAUUCUUCAAACCAAGUUUUCACUUCCAAGCGGUAGAAUGGAAGUGCAAGUUGUACAAAAUACUCUUGAUUGAAUGCAAAAGCUAAACAAAAAACAAACAUUGUUAUUGUAAUUAGCAUUGACUUUGUCUCACAUUUUUGGAUUGUAACUUGUUCAAGAGAUCCUAUGAUUUGUCAAAUGAAGCCACAUUUGAGGCUUGCUUGUCUUUGUUCUGUAACUCUUGACUUUUCU
Messenger RNA from Dioscorea cayenensis subsp. rotundata (Guinea yam), 3254 nucleotides. RefSeq lists its product as uncharacterized. The record is from RefSeq and is a predicted model, not a curated record. NCBI's taxonomy places the organism in Eukaryota, Viridiplantae, Streptophyta, Magnoliopsida, Dioscoreales, Dioscoreaceae.